Molecule: messenger RNA, 2548 nt
Organism: Haliotis rubra (blacklip abalone)
Lineage: Eukaryota; Metazoa; Mollusca; Gastropoda; Lepetellida; Haliotidae
Product: homeobox protein ARX-like
Exons: 4
Coding region: 1-1341 (446 amino acids)
Biological process (GO): regulation of transcription by RNA polymerase II
Molecular function (GO): DNA-binding transcription factor activity, RNA polymerase II-specific; RNA polymerase II transcription regulatory region sequence-specific DNA binding
Source: RefSeq, a predicted model, not a curated record
AUGGAUCUGUCGCUUAAGAAGAAAUCGGCGUAUGAUAUUGACAGUUUGCUUGGUGGAGGGGAAACAGCGAAACAGUCAGAUCAAAGGCAAUCUCCAACAAUGGACACAGGUGCCCGCCCGCUGAGUUGGCCUGGGUCAGAGGCUGGUACGCCCCAGGGGGUGGAGGAAGCACAGAAAUUACCCCCAUCAGAUCCCGCCUCACCUGCACCCUGGUACAACGAUAGCCUCUGCCAAACUCGACACAUCGACGUCCCCUGGUUCGUGCGUCCCGCGGUGGGUACAGUUGACAUGAGGCUUGCCCAGGGGAGUGGCUCUAUUCUGGGGGACGAAGCCGAGCAAAUAAACAAGAUCAAUUCCCCUGAAAAAUAUCCGGGGGUACAGACGCCCGGGGCAACCACGGUCGAUGAAAAAGACGGGACGGAAGAAGAAAGUAAAAAGGAAAUUUGUGAUCGAGCGACGGAAAAAGAGGAUGAACAAUCCCUUAACUGCUCUGUGACGUCAGUCGAUGACGCGGAUGAUGACGACACACUGAAAGAUGACGUCAAAGGUCACGUGACCGAUGACGACAGUAAAGAGGGGUGUGAUAAGUUCGGGAGUGACUGUGGGGACCCUGAGGGUGAUAGAGAGAAGGAGUUAGAGGAAUUUGGGAAGAGGAAACAGCGACGAUACCGUACAACGUUCACAAGUUACCAGCUGGAAGAACUAGAACGAGCCUUUCAGAAAACCCACUACCCGGAUGUAUUCACAAGAGAGGAACUGGCAAUGAGGAUAGACCUGACGGAAGCGCGAGUCCAGGUGUGGUUCCAGAACCGACGAGCAAAAUGGCGGAAGAAGGAAAAGGUUGGAACACAAGCACACCCAUACUCCCCGUACACAGGAUCCCUGAACAUGGCUUCCAGGGGAGUCCUCCCACCCCAACAAGCCCACCCUCCUCAGACGUAUUCCGACCUCCUGCUCAAGACCUACGAGAACCAGCUGCUCAGUAGAUACAGCCUUGCCACGUCACUUCCGACGGUGACGUCAGCGUUGUACAGUCCUGUUACGUUCGGACUCUCUUCCGCCUCAGCUACUUCCGGUCUGGGACUGCGCACGCUCACACCCCUCUCAGUCCCGGUACCUCCUCCUGGAACAUUUCAACAUUUGCUUGCUAGUAUGACGUCAUCGGCUGCAAAAGCGCGGGAAAACUUUGACAUAACUCCCCCGGCUCCCGGGCUUUCCUCUCCCACAUCCGGGGCUGUAGACUCAGAACGCCGUUCCUCAAGUAUCGCUGCACUCAGAAUGAAAGCCCGAGAGCACGAGAUGCGUCUCGGCAUCAGCGGAUGCAGUAACAUCGUCUACUGACUAGGCUGAGGUAGUCAACGUCGUGUUGACGUAUCUGAGUGUCGACGUUGUGUUGACGCAUCUGACUGUUGAAACAGUGACAAUCUACAAUUGCUCAGGAAGAACCGCCAUGGGGUUGGCGUCCUUCACCUAAGUUGAUAUGAUCAAGGUCAAGGACAGGUCCCAAGGUCAAACAUUGUGUAUACUGAGACAUGCAACCGGACUGCUGAGGUUCGUGUGAGUCCGCCAUGUUGGAAUUGGAACUUUAUUUGAACAUGACAUAAACUUGUCUCCAUGACAACAAAAUAUGUUGAGAAAUGCCAUGACAAAUUGAUUUGACGCCAUGAAAGAUUCGCGAAAUGUUGACGUGGGUCUCUACACAGUUUAUGUAUAGUUGUGACUGUUUUUGAAUGAAUGAAUAUGUAUAUUGACUUUGCGCAUGCGUACUACGUGUAGAAAUUGUCUGACCUCAAAUGUAAAUAUUCACCUCUAUAAUAAGUACACUGUACAUGUAUUUAAGACAUCACGUCCUUUAAAGAUAUAGACUGACAGUAAUUGAAAAAACUAAUUUGACAAAACAUCACAUGCCAGAUGACGUUUUACCUUUUGUUAUGGACUGUUCUUUACAACGUGUCAAAAUCAAAAUGCAAAUUUUAUGUCACAUAUCGUUUACACUGUGUCUGAUGACAGUUGUAUGUAGUAUUUGUAGUGUGAAAAAAAGACUCGUGGUUAAAACAAGCCGAAAUUGAGAACAAAAUAUUCAAAAUAUUUCAAACGAGCCUUCAAAAUGCUACGAUCAUUGUGAACGUCUGCAUGUCUACCGUGUAACCUUCGACAACACCGGAAGUUCCGAACAACACUGAUGGUUGUUUAUUUGUUUAUGAUUGUUUAUUAUUUGAUUUUACAAAAACAAGACGUGGUUUGAAAAUAAAAAGAAACAAUUUGUGGAAAAAACUGUUUCCAAAGAGACUGUAUGAUUAGGAAGGCGGAGUGCAAUAUCCACUGAUUAUCGUACACUGGUGACCACAUAUUGUUGGAUUAUCUUUUAAAGUGGUCUAUAUCACGUUGUAUUUAACACUAAGGAUCCCGUUAUUGUUUGGUUUUGUCAAUGUGGACCUUUAUUUAUGAAUUCAGAUAAAGUGCUGACGAUUUCUCACCAACGAAGUGCCCGUUGGUGUAAUGUUUGUGGGUUAUUGUGCCAAGAUGAAAUAAAUAUUUGUUACAUGUA